Oryza sativa Japonica Group (Japanese rice) is the source of this 769-nucleotide messenger RNA. RefSeq names its product PLAT domain-containing protein 1. Gene Ontology annotation, molecular function: protein binding. NCBI's taxonomy places the organism in Eukaryota, Viridiplantae, Streptophyta, Magnoliopsida, Poales, Poaceae. The record is from RefSeq and is a predicted model, not a curated record.
AAGCAUAAAAAAUGUUGGAAGAUGCAUUCAAUAUAGAGUGGCAUACACCUGCACGAACUGUUCUCUCUAUAAGAAAAUCUAACAAGUCACUGUUAGAUCUGGCACUGCCUAUAUAUCAACCUCUUCAGCUUAGCUCACAGCAGCGCGCAUCCAAUCCAAAAAUUCCAAAUAGAGGGAGUUCUUCAAGCCUUUGACAAUGGCUGCUGACAAGUUCUUGUGCUUCGCCUUCGCCUCGCUCGUUUCCAUGGUGGUCUUGGCCGCCGGAUCGAAAUCACCGGACGGCGUGGCGGCGCUGCCGCGCCGUGGCCAGCUGGUCGCCGGCGGGGACAACGACAAGAACGAGUGCGUGUACACGCUGUACGUGGAGACCGGGUGGAUCUGGAAGGCCGGCACGGACGCGGCGAUCGGCGUGGAGCUCGCGGCGGCGGACGGCAGCGGCUUCGCCGUCGGGGACCUGGAGCGGUGGGGCGGGCUCAUGGGCGCCGGGCACGACUACUACGAGCGCGGCAACGUCGACGUGUUCAGCGGGCGCGCGCCGUGCCUGCCGUCCCCGCCGUGCCGGAUGAACCUGACCUCCGACGGCGCCGGCGCGCACCACGGGUGGUACUGCAAGUCCGUGGAGGUCACCGCCACGGGCCCCCACGCCGGGUGCGCCAAGGCGGCGUUCGACGUCGAGCAGUGGCUCGCCACCGACGCGCCGCCUUACCAGCUCUACGCCGAGCGGAGCGUCUGCGCCAAGAGCCGCCCCGGCGGCGAGGAGGAGCGCUGA